AUGAUUGGGUAUGGAAAGAGAAUAUUUAAAAUUACUUAUACAAUAAUAACUUAUUUAUAUUUCCUUUCAAAUAUUCAUAUUAUAAAAUCCCAGGCUGAAAAAAUGCCCCACUUUGAACUUAAUUCACUCGAAACUAUUGGAAGAAGUUUGAAAAAUACCAUUUUUGUAGAUAAUAUUGAAAAAGUUAAUUUUCCAUUAACAGAUAGUGGAUUUUCACCAGGACCCAAAAUUUACUUAAAUAAACAACUACUCCAAAAUACUAAAGAAGUUAAAAAAUUGUACAAAACAUUAAGAAAUAUGCUUACCAAAUUUUACAUUGAAGAGUUUGGAAUUAUCCUUACAUACCACAUGUCUCAAAUUGAAGAAAUCAAGUUUAUAGGAAUAGAUUCAGAUGGUCAUUUUAGACUGACAAAUCAUAAACCAAAGCUUAAAAAGAAAAAACUUCCCAAGUUAACCAAAAAAAUGAUCAAGAAAAGCAAGUUCUCAAAGUCAAAUACCUUGGAAGAAGUUGGAUUCAUCGACAAAGAAUUUGAUUCACAAAUUAAAAAAAAUGAAUAUUCAACUACUAACGAAAACGAAAAAUCACAACUCGAAUUUUUGAAAACAAGUCCCAUUUCAUUUCUCAAUAUGAAAAAUUCAAAUUCCAAAUUUAUAACUUUUGCAAAAGCAAGAAGUAUUAGAAAAUUACAUAUUAUCAGCUCUAAGGUUAAUAAACAAAUUGCAAUAUGUAAAUGCAAUUCUAACCAUAAAUUACACUUGAAAUUGAUUGUCUUGGCUCAAUCUCUUUUAUUUGUAAUUAUUAAUUCUAUUGAUACAAAUAACACACCUUGGUAUUCAAUGCCUGACUUUAUUGCACUACUUCUUGAAGAUAUUUUGAGAAUUACCAGCAUAAUGAGAUUUUUAGGACCAGUUUUUACCAAAUUUAAAAAUAUUAAAGAGUAUUAUAAAUAUUCAAAGAAACAUAUCAGUCGUAGUGAAAAAAAACACUUUUUAAAGUUCUUUAGUGAUAGAAAGAAUAGUUACCAAACAAAAUUCCUACUUCAAAUACUUGGAAUCACAAUUAGUUUCUUUGGGAAUGUCUUUAAUUCUUUUAUUGAAGAUUUUAAAAAUAGCCAAUCAUCUUUUGUGGAUUUAGCAACCCAGAUUGAAAUUUCAAAUCCAAACAAUUACGAAAAUACAAAAUCCAAAAAUAAAAACUUCUCAAAACAAGAUCUUGUUUUAAUCAGUGAAUAUAUUGAGAGGCUUCCAAAUAAAAAUAACUGUAUUAUUUACCCAAUGAUUGAAAAUACUUCUUCUAUUAAUAAACCAAAUAAAAGGUCAAUAUUUUCAUUGUGUUAG
This is a messenger RNA of Cryptosporidium ubiquitum, 1338 nucleotides long. RefSeq lists its product as uncharacterized. The record is from RefSeq and is a predicted model, not a curated record. The transcript has a single exon. Bases 1 to 1338 code for a protein of 445 amino acids. Lineage: Eukaryota; Apicomplexa; Conoidasida; Eucoccidiorida; Cryptosporidiidae.